UGUGUGUGUGUGACUGUGUGUGUAGUUGGGGAGUGUUGUUCUCACACCCCGCUGACUUCACACCCGUCUGCACCACCGAGUUGGCUCGCGCUGCAUCGCUCCACGCCGAGUUCCAGCAGCGUGGAGUCAAAAUGUUGGGGCUGUCUAUCGACUCGGCAGAGUCUCACCGAGAGUGGGCAAAGGACAUCGUGGCUUUCAUGGGCUCUGCCCCCGGCACGGCGCUGCCCUUCCCCAUCGUGGCGGACGAGAAUCGCCGCCUCGCCGUGGAGCUGGGCAUGCUGGACCCCAACGAGGUGGACGGGCGUGGCAUGCCGCUCACCGCUCGCUGUGUGUUUGUGAUUGGCCCAGACAAGCGGCUGAAGCUGUCCAUCCUCUACCCCGCCACCACAGGCCGCAACUUUGAUGAGAUCCUCCGAGCCAUCGACUCCCUGCAGCUCACGGCAGCCACUCAGUCGGCUACUCCCGUGGACUGGAAGAAGGGUGAGCGAGUGAUCGUCCCGCCCAACGUCCCCGACUGCGACCUGCAGCGUCUCUUCCCGCACGGCGUGGAGACAACCCAGCUCCCUUCUGGCCGCCCCUACCUCAGAUACGCACGCACGGGCCCAUAGACACACACACACAGAUACACACACACAGAUACACACACAGACACACACACAGACAGACAGACAUACACACACACACACGGCGUGGAGACAACCCAGCUCCCUUCUGGCCGCCCCUACCUCAGAUACGCACGCACGGGCCCAUAGACACACACACAUAGACACACACACAGAGACACACACACACAUAGAUAUAGACACA
This is a messenger RNA of Petromyzon marinus (sea lamprey), 807 nucleotides long. The record is from RefSeq and is a predicted model, not a curated record. NCBI's taxonomy places the organism in Eukaryota, Metazoa, Chordata, Hyperoartia, Petromyzontiformes, Petromyzontidae.